This is a messenger RNA of Parasteatoda tepidariorum (common house spider), 1537 nucleotides long. RefSeq names its product dynein axonemal heavy chain 10. The record is from RefSeq and is a predicted model, not a curated record. Gene Ontology annotation, molecular function: dynein intermediate chain binding; dynein light intermediate chain binding. NCBI's taxonomy places the organism in Eukaryota, Metazoa, Arthropoda, Arachnida, Araneae, Theridiidae. Gene Ontology annotation, cellular component: axonemal dynein complex. Gene Ontology annotation, biological process: microtubule-based movement.
UGAAUCACUCUGAUGGGGAGCUUUUUAUGGGAGUUAACUGCAAAUUAUGUUCACUAAUAAUGUUUUGCUUGUGUUUAAUAAUAAUGUUCUGCUUGCGUUAACUAAUAAUGUUCUGGUUACACCUUGUUCUGUUUUACUAAAAAGAGAAAUUGAUUUUUGUCAGAUAUCUGAAACUGAAAACAUGUUCCUUGCCCAAGAAAGAAAUCCCCCUCGCUUUGGAGAUAUCCCUGAAACUACAUCAACUGUACUUUGGAUACAAGAUUUACUCUCAAAAAUCACACAUCCAAUGGACAAAAUAAUGGACAGUAAAGAUCUAUCACAUAACGAAAUGGAGAUUCACGAAAGAUUUAAGAAAACUGAGCUUCUUUUGAGAUCCUAUCAACAAAGAAAAUAUGAAUCUUGGAAAAUCAGUGCAGCUGAAAAACUGAAUAAAUUUCUUCAUUCGAAUGUACUGAGAAAACUACAUUGUGAGCCAGAUACCUUAAAAGGAAGAAAAAAGUACGAAGAGGUGUUGCUUUACCAAAUAAAUUUUCCUCUUUAUUUUGAAGAACUGUCGGUUGAAGCGAAAUUUUUGGAGAAUUAUGGAUAUGAUAUUCCCAAUUUCAUUAGAAACGUCAUUUUACAGGAACGCACUUUUUACCAGUAUCGAAGCAAAUUGAAAAACAUUUUAGAGGAUUUAAAGCACAGUGUCGCUGAGCUGGAAGAUGAAGAGCUUUCUGUGAUGGCUGUUCCUACAUCUGAUCUCAUUAAUCUGCUCGAACCUGGAAUAAACAUCUGCUGGGAAUCGACAGAAAUUCUUGAGUUUUUGAAGAAUAUUGAAAGAGGGGUGGAUGUAUUUCGAGGAGUCGUGAGUCAAGUUAAAAAGAUAAUAACUGAAAUUAACAGCCGUAUUAAGUUGCUAUCUACUUGUGACCUACUGCAGUUCGAGAGUGUAUUAGACAAGAUCCCUACAUGUGAAAAUUAUUUCAACACUGCGCAAAAGAAUAUGGAUAUCAAAGUUGGAAAAAUGGUUCAAAUAUAUAGUUCCUUUGAGUCACUUUUAAAGACCUUAGAGAUGAUCACAUGUAAAUCUACAACAGGAAAGUCAGAAUACCUCACAGAGUACUAUAGUGUAUGCGAAAAGAAAAUACUCCUUGCUUUGGUACAGUUCAUGCUGGAUAAUUUAGAAUACUUGGAGGAAGAAAUUCUGGAGCAUUUUAUUUUUCCAUACAUCACAGCUGCCUACCAAUCAGAAGAUGAAUUGAUUAGAUCCUCUUUCAUUGGAAUAAAAUUAGUAUUUGUCAUCUUCUUUCAAAGUCUAACAGAAAGUACAAGAAAGUUAUUAAGAUGGUUUGAUGGCAGUUGUAUUUCAACUUCUCCAUUUUACUCUCAACGUUUUAAGCAAAAUCUGGAAUUUUCUUACUACUUGGAUCUAUCAAUACACCCUGGAAUCAAGAAAAUAUCACUCCGAAUUUUACAGAAAGUUUUUUGUUUUGUGGACAACAUCGAAUAAAUGUAACUAUACGCAUAGCUUCAAAUAAACAUAAAUUAGAAUUUU